Messenger RNA from Tetranychus urticae (two-spotted spider mite), 1610 nucleotides. NCBI's taxonomy places the organism in Eukaryota, Metazoa, Arthropoda, Arachnida, Trombidiformes, Tetranychidae. The record is from RefSeq and is a predicted model, not a curated record.
AAUCAGGAAGAUGAAGAUAUAGACAGGUAUUUAUCAAACUAUCAAUUGUUUGUGAAUUAUGUUUAUUAGAAGCACGCAACAAUUUGUAAUAUUAUUGUACUUUUUCCAUAAGUCCGCAUAAUAAGGAAAAUGAUGGAGACAAGAUGAAAGUCAGUCAAUUAAAUGACACUAAAGAUGCAACUGGUUAAAAGGGUCAUUAAUUUGGACUCCAGAAAAGGCAAGGUGAAGAUAUUUUUGGAUGACCCUGUCUUUAUUUUGUUUUGUCAUCGCGAUUGUUUAAUUAUGACAUGUGGAAGUGUAGAUAUAAGUGGGUAAAACAAGAGUGGGCUAGUUAAGGUGAAUUAAUGGGAUCGAGAUGAGGACAUUUUGGACGUCAUCAAAAUAAUAUUAAUGAAAUAGAUGCAGGCUGUCCAUUCAAUCGCUACAUUGUACAAACAAUUGACCAUAUUUGUUUAUUAGACUCCUAAGAGCGAUUUGAUCAACAUCUUUUCUCUAGUAUUAAAUAUUUUUACACAAUAUAUAUAUUGGUCAGUUAUAUCACAGCCAACAGUGUGUAUCUACCUUUAAUCAUGAUUAGUCAAGUUAAAAUUACAACUUUAGGAAUUAUCUUAGUGUCCAUUAUCCAAAUUUGGCUUCCAAAUGUAGCAGGUCAUAAGAUACAUUUAUCAGAUGGUACACUUAAAUUAAUCAUUCGUAGUUAUGUAAACGAUUUACUUACAAAAUAUCAGCCAGAUCCAAAUCUGCGAUCCCAUCUUCAUAAAAUGAGCUCUCAUGUUGUUAAUCACCCUGCAUUGUAUCAAAAACGUUUGUAUAUUGGAUCUGAGCCUCCAACACAUGAUCCAGAAAUUGAAGAUGAUCAAUCAUCAAUGAUGGUGAUGAAACGAAAAGUACCUAAAGAAGAAACCCCAACCGAACAGUUUCCAUCUGAAGAAAUAUGUCCGACUAAUAGACAAUGGGAACAAAUCAACAAGACUCAUGAUUUAUACGAUAAUGAAGUUGAAGUUAUUCAAGAAGAAGGAAUGACUCAAUUUAUUUAUACAUAUCGAUGUUCAUCUAAUAAAGCCUCAUCGUGUGUUGGUAUUUCGCCAUUGUACAAUAGCGAAUGUACAGAGCGUAAUGGAUGGGUUUACAUGUUGCACAAGAAGCCUGGUGAUGAAGCACCUCAAUGGGGUUAUGUUGCCGCUCCACAUCAUUGUGCUUGUAAAAUACAACCCAAACUGGAAGUAACUGUACCAUCAAGUGAACGUUGAAGUCUUUAAUCAUUGAAUCAAUUGUUCCAAUCCAGUCUUCCUUGGAUUCAUCAUCAUUCUCAAAUAUAUUUGAUUCAAUUCAAAUUUGUGUUUCUGUUUCCAAUAUUGCAAAAAUUUCACGCAAAAAAGUUUCUUUUCAAUCAUCAUUCAAAUUGGUUAUAAAAUAUGAUUUAAAUCAAUUUAAACCAAACUAUCAUCAACUAAACCAAGCAUCAUCCGAACCAGAGUUACAGGUUCAAAAACAUUGAAUUAUCUGUCUAUUAAGAAGGCAAUAGCCAAGUAUUACAAAUCGGAAUAUAAUUCUUAUUGUAAUCCAAACAUUAAAAUCUGCAUAAAGAAAUUAAAAAUCAAGUCCGACUC